Molecule: messenger RNA, 2079 nt
Organism: Auanema sp. JU1783
Lineage: Eukaryota; Metazoa; Nematoda; Chromadorea; Rhabditida; Rhabditidae
Source: the annotation of a GenBank genome assembly
AUGACAGGCUUGAAAGGAGGAGCAUCCUGCCAACAUAGAAGUAAAAAAUCAUUGAUUAAUAGUAAAGCAGUGAGAGGUAGUUUGAAGAAGAAAGUGAGUUCAUGUGAGGAUUGUGAUCGCUUGGAGAAGAAUGGUAAAGGAGCAUUACGAGAAGACACAGAAGUUCAAUUAUGUUUAACAUGUGGUUUGAUAGUUUGUAAUACACAUGCGAAACAGCAUUAUGAAGCCCAAAGAACUGGAGGCCCGCAUCCCUUCCUUUUUAACCUCAGCAAGACUACCAUCAGAUGCCAUCCAUGUGAUACUACUUUGGAACCCUUAGAAGAUAAUAACGAUCCUGUUCGCUUAUUCUACAAUGAUUUCAAAUCGUUCAGCAAGACCAAAUUAAAUGCUCAAAAUAGAGUGGGGCCUUCCAAUGAAGUCAAAUCCACAAAUGGCUUGGAAAUCGAAAGCAUAACUGUUGAGAACGGCGACUCCAAAAGCAUUAGUAGCUCGAAGGCUACAGAAAACACAGGCCUAGUUAAUAAUGAGAAAGGUCAAACAGUCAAUCGGAAUGUAAUCCCUGCUAAGGGUCUGCAAAACCUUGGAAAUACUUGUUUUUAUAAUAGCGUUAUGCAGUGUAUAAUGCAUACACAUCAUCUCCAAUACUACUUCGAGCGGUUUAGUCGAGUCCAUAGUUUAUGUUUCCGAGACCGGAGAAAGGUUACUGUCAAUGAAGAUGAAGUAGUUUUAGAGUCUGCCAGUCUUCCUAUAACUCAGACUGAUGCUCCUUUGAACAACAACUUACGUGGUUUUCUAGCAGAGUUCCGCUCAGGAACUUCUCCUGGGCCAGGAACUGUUUUUGCUCAAAUAGCUAAAAAAGCUCCCAGGUUCAAAGGAUGGCAACAGCAGGAUGCUCACGAAUUACUGAGGUACUUGAUGGAUGGCUUACGUAGUGAAGAGUUGGAAUGGUACAAACAUGGAAUAGCCAAUCAUUUGGGAUUAAAAACCUCGAGUAAUCCAAGAAAACUAGACGCAGAAAUAGUAAAAAAAGCUAAAGGAUACUUACAAGCCGCGGGACGUCCUUUACUUGACGCUGUUUUUGGCGGAACGUUGCUUCAAACUAUAAGAUGUUCAGUUUGCACGCAUGUCAGUGAAAGGAAUGAACAGUUUCUCGAUUUGUCUAUACCUAUUUCUAACAAUAACGGAGUAAAUAGGAUAGGAAACAGUAGUAACGUUCUGAGCGCUCAUCAGAGAAAGAAGGCUCAAAAAAUGAAUCGCAAGAAUAGAAGACGGCCUCAGCCUUGCAACAAUUCCUCAUUAGACACAACGGAUGAUUUGAAUGAAGAUUUAAAUGGUCUGGAAAUCUCUGAUCCAUCUGAUGAAGAAGAACAAAGCAUGAGUACUGGUACUCGCCUAGAUUUCACGAAAGUACUUGUUUCUCCUCCUAACGGAUACAGUCAUGAGAGAAGUUUAGGCGCUUGUUUGUUAGAGUUUACUGCCGAAGAAGUGCUUGCUGGUCCCAAUGCAUACGAGUGUGAGAACUGUUGCUCUCCUAUCAACAAGAAGAACGGUGCCAAAGGUAACGAUAAGAAGCGAGUUGAAGCGUUGAAAAGAUAUCUGAUAUACGAACCUCCUGUAGUGCUCACUCUUCAUCUUAAACGCUUCCAACAACUGAGUGGUGCAACCGGGCGACUAACAACGAGAAAAUUGGGUGGACACGUUGAGUUCCCUUUUCUUUUCGAUAUUGCACCAUUCUGCUGCAAGAAUGUUGGGAGAAUUGUUCCUGGUCAAAAGAAGAUAGUUUAUUCCUUAUAUGGUGUAGUUGUACAUUCUGGCGAUUUAUCAGGUGGACACUACAUUGCAUACGUUAAAAGUCGUCAUCGGAUUCCUAAUGCUCUCAACUUUUUGGAAAGCGCCCGUGCAUCUACUGUGGAUGGAUUAUCAUUCCCAGAUAUUGAGAAGAGUGUACCGAUUCCUGAGUCUAUUGAAUCACCAGAUGGACAAUGGUAUUAUUGCAGUGAUAGUCGUGUCAGCGCCGUCUCCGAGUCCAAGGUCCUAGGAGCGGAAGCUUAUAUUCUGUUCUAUGAACGGCUUCUCUAA